Leptinotarsa decemlineata (Colorado potato beetle) is the source of this 1205-nucleotide messenger RNA. RefSeq names its product armadillo segment polarity protein. Lineage: Eukaryota; Metazoa; Arthropoda; Insecta; Coleoptera; Chrysomelidae. Gene Ontology annotation, biological process: cell adhesion. The record is from RefSeq and is a predicted model, not a curated record. Gene Ontology annotation, molecular function: cadherin binding.
UAAUUCGUUGAACCUUCCCAAGUUGCAAAUUUGAAUUAUAUACAACAUGGAGGAUUUCUAAUCUCUCUUUGUGUGGGUGCGGGUGCAUUAUUUCAAAUGUGUGACUUCCACCAAAAAUGAGUUACAUCCAGGGUAACAGGCCAAUCUACCAGGGCUCUGGAGACUUACCAAUGCCUUCGUCAAAGGAACAAACCCUGAUGUGGCAACAAAAUUCAUAUAUGGAUGACUCUGGAAUCCAUUCUGCAGGUGCUACUGCAGUUCCCUCACUGACAGGUAAGGAGGAAGAGGAUAUGGAUCUCUUCAUGGAUCAAGGAUACCAGGGUUUUACCCAAGACCAAGUUGACGAAAUGAACAAUCAGCUUAAUCAAACAAGAUCACAAAGAGUGAGAGCAGCCAUGUUUCCAGAAACUCUGGAGGAAGGUCAGUUGAGAAUUGAGAUACCAUCAACUCAGUUCGACCCUGGUCAUCAGACUGCUGUACAGCGACUUGCAGAGCCCAGCCAGAUGCUCAAACAUGCCGUGGUGAACUUGAUAAAUUAUCAAGAUGAUGCAGAUUUAGCCACAAGGGCCAUUCCUGAAUUGAUCAAGCUUCUCAAUGACGAGGAUCAGGUCAUUGUUUCACAGGCAGCUAUGAUGGUACAUCAGCUGUCAAAGAAAGAAGCUUCUCGCCAUGCCAUUAUGAAUAGUCCCCAGAUGGUUGCUGCUCUGGUUCGAGCUAUUUCUAAUUCAAAUGAUCUGGAAACAACCAAAGGAGCAGUUGGAACACUGCACAAAUUAUCACACCAUCGCCAAGGUCUUUUGGCCAUCUUCAAGAGUGGAGGCAUUCCAGCUUUAGUUAAGUUGCUGAGUUCUCCAGUGGAAAGCGUGCUUUUUUAUGCUAUCACCACUCUGCAUAAUCUGUUGUUGCAUCAAGAUGGUUCCAAGAUGGCAGUGAGACUGGCAGGAGGGUUACAAAAAAUGGUGGCAUUACUGCAAAGGAACAAUGUAAAGUUCUUAACAAUCGUUACAGACUGCUUACAAAUUCUGGCCUACGGAAAUCAAGAAAGUAAGCUCAUUAUUUUGGCUUCGCAAGGACCCAUCGAAUUGGUAAGGAUUAUGAGAUCCUAUGAUUAUGAGAAGCUUUUGUGGACCACUUCAAGAGUCUUAAAGGUAUGUAUUGUUCAUUUGAUUAUAUUUAACAAGUAUAAAUAACAUCGUUCCCAAAAA